Messenger RNA from Microtus oregoni (creeping vole), 2069 nucleotides. RefSeq names its product TOR signaling pathway regulator (gene Tiprl). Gene Ontology annotation, biological process: TOR signaling. Bases 429 to 1244 code for a protein of 271 amino acids. The record is from RefSeq and is a predicted model, not a curated record. The transcript has 7 exons. Gene Ontology annotation, cellular component: cytosol. NCBI's taxonomy places the organism in Eukaryota, Metazoa, Chordata, Mammalia, Rodentia, Cricetidae.
GAGUUCGAGGCCAGCCUGGUCUACGAAAGCUAGUUCGAGGACAGGAUAGAGAACCCCCACCUCAAAAAAAACAAAACAAAACAAGAAAAAAAGGAGUAGGUAAGACACAGAAGCCUGGAGCUGUGGAUCGAGAAAGACGUAUUCCCCGAACCGCUCUGGGAUGACGUCACCGGAAGACUUCCAGGCACGCGCCCGUGAGAACGCCCUGGCGCUCUAAGCCGCGCCCCCUAGCGACCACGUAAGACGCGAGUGACGCAGACCCUGCCGCUGGCCCCGGAAGCAAAACCGAUAGGGGCGGAAGAGACGGCGGAAGGGCGGGCCCACGGCGCGGCGGCAAGGGGCGGGGCCGGGAUGGUAACGGACAAACCCGGGAGCCGCGCUUUAGCGAGGGCCGUGCUGUGACCGCUGCUGCCGGCACCUGCUCUGCCAUGAUGAUCCACGGCUUCCAGAGCAGCCACCAGGACUUCUCCUUCGGGCCCUGGAAGCUGACGGCCUCCAAGACCCACAUCAUGAAGUCUGCGGAUGUGGAGAAGUUAGCUGAUGAACUGCAUAUGCCUUCCCUCCCUGAAAUGAUGUUUGGAGACAAUGUUCUAAGGAUCCAGCAUGGCUCUGGCUUUGGAAUUGAGUUCAAUGCUACAGAUGCACUAAGAUGUGUAAACAACUACCAAGGCAUGCUUAAAGUAGCUUGUGCGGAAGAGUGGCAGGAAAGUAGGACUGAGGGUGAACACUCCAAAGAAGUUAUUAAACCUUAUGAUUGGACCUAUACAACAGAUUAUAAAGGAACGUUACUUGGAGAAUCUCUUAAGUUAAAGGUUGUGCCCACAACAGAUCACAUAGAUACAGAGAAAUUGAAAGCUAGAGAGCAGAUUAAAUUUUUUGAAGAAGUUCUCUUGUUUGAAGAUGAAUUACAUGAUCAUGGAGUUUCCAGCCUGAGUGUGAAAAUUAGAGUAAUGCCUUCCAGCUUUUUUCUGCUGUUGCGGUUUUUCUUGAGAAUUGAUGGGGUGCUUAUCAGAAUGAAUGACACAAGGCUUUACCAUGAGGCUGACAAGACCUACAUGUUACGAGAAUAUACAUCACGAGAGAGCAAAAUUGCUAAUUUAAUGCAUGUUCCACCUUCCCUCUUCACGGAACCUAACGAAAUAUCACAAUAUUUACCAAUCAAGGAAGCAGUUUAUGAGAAGCUAAUAUUCCCAGAAAGAAUUGAUCCUAACCCUGCGGACUCACAAAAUACGCCCUCGGAAUAGAAUGCGGUACAGCAUACUCCAUGUGGAACCUGACUGGACGCCUUGGCUAUUGUAGGGAUAUUUUUAUGAUGAGAAUUAAUUUCCUUGCAUAUGGUCAGAUUUUCUGUAGCCUUAAAGGGAAAUAAAAGAGCACUGCAGGCAGGUUCCACUGAGCUCCCAUUUAUACUGUCUGUCUUCAAUUUCCUACUGGAGAUACAUGCUCGAGCUAAAUUUGGAUUCCUAAAUUGCCCCAAAUUGUGACCUCAGCAGCAGUGAUGUAUCUGUGUCUCAGGAGGGGACAUGACCUGAAUCCAUCAGGAAGCAUCGUCUCCCACUGUGAAGAGACUGAAUUGUCAACUCCACCGCUGAGCCCUGAUAUGACUCUCAUAGGAUUCUGACUGCAUGUUGAUUUACUAUGUUGGCUCUUGGCUUUGGGCUUUCUGGUGGUUAUUCACACUUCGGGAGAAUUGUGACAUGCUACCUAGGAAAUUAAUCUUGUAUUAUUCAUUAGUUCGAGUUUCUGUGCAACAUCAUAUUGUGUGUGUACACACAUGUAUUUUUAAAACUUUUCAUUUAAAAAUCUUUGUCUCUGAGUAGUGUUCGAUCACUUAUUUUGAUAAUUCAUUGUUAAAAAUUGUGGAGAAGUAAAAGAAUUGACUUUUUUUAAGACAAAAAAAGUGGGUGGUAGGAAAGAUGAAUGUGUUUCUGAAGAUUUUAUUAGUGUAUUCUGGUGAGGAAUACCAAGAAAAUGUGUCUUUGGCCAUUUCUAAAUAUGACAUAUACCAUUUUAUAUUUAUUUGUCCAAGUUGUCUUUUGUAAGAGGAAAAUAAAUAAUAAGGAAUUAUG